Messenger RNA from Quercus lobata, 1967 nucleotides. It is a transcript of the gene RUG1, whose product is annotated as Regulator of chromosome condensation (RCC1) family protein. NCBI's taxonomy places the organism in Eukaryota, Viridiplantae, Streptophyta, Magnoliopsida, Fagales, Fagaceae. The transcript is spliced from 15 exons. The coding region runs from base 204 to 1478 and encodes 424 amino acids. The record is from RefSeq and is a predicted model, not a curated record.
AAAAAAGGCUCCAAUUUAACCGAGUCUAGCAACUUCUGGGGGAUCCAUUCAAUGUAGGGUACACAUGGUCAUCGUUCUCCAAAGAGACGUUGCACCAUUUCCAGCCAUUCCUUCUAACCUUCCCUAAUUGUUCCUUCUAACCCCCAUAUUACACACAUACUCUUUGGAAUCUCUAACUCAUUCUGUUUGGCAAAUUAUUUAGAAUGUGGAACAGAAGUUGCAAUUGGCAAAUCAUUAUUAGGAGAUUGGAUUUGAAAACUUGUGGGACAAGAAUAUUUCAAAGAUGGAUGUCAAAUGAGAAUUCAAGUAGAAGUAAUAAAUUUGCAGCGCUUUGGGGAAACGGAGACUACGGGAGACUUGGGCAUGGUGGGUUGGAGUCUCAGUGGAGACCUGCCAUUUGCUCUGCGUUUCGAGACCAAAGCCUUAGAGCCAUCUCUUGUGGCGGUGCUCACACUCUCUUCUUAACAGAAUCUGGGCGCGUUUUUGCCACCGGUCUUAAUGAUUUUGGACAGCUUGGCAUAUCAGAGAAUAAAAGCUACUCACUUGGGCCAGUUGAGGUUUCUGGGCUUCAGAAGGAAAUUGCACUAAUUUCUGCUGGUUAUUAUCACUCUUGUGCUAUUACAGUGGAUGGAGAACUCUACAUGUGGGGGAAAAACUCCAAUGGGCAACUUGGCCUUGGAAAAAGGUCAGCAGAAGUAGUCCCUCUACCAACCAGGGUAGACUGCUUGGAUGGAAUCACAAUUAAAAUGGUAGCUCUAGGGUCAGAGCACUCCAUGGCUGUUACUGAUAGAGGUGAGGCUUUAAGUUGGGGGAUUGGAGAUUCUGGACGACUUGGCCAUGACCAUGACUCAGGCAUUUUAGGGUUCUUCAAAAGCACCAGUGAAUACACACCGCGGCUUAUUAAGAAUCUUGAAGGGAUCAAGGUUAAAAAUGCAGCUGCUGGGUUGCUGCAUUCGGCUUGCAUUGAUGAAAAUGGCUCUGUCUUUGUAUUUGGUGAAAGCGCAGUAGAUAAAGUGGGCUUUGGGAAGGUGAAUAAUGCAACAGCACAGUUCAUGAUUAGCGAACUUCCAUAUUCAGAAGAAGUUGCAUGUGGUGGCUAUCACACAUGUGUUCUAACAAGGAGUGGAGAAUUGUACACUUGGGGCUCAAAUGAGAACGGUUGUCUUGGAAUCGGUUCUACUGAUGUAUUUGAUCUACCCGAAAGAGUUCAAGGUCCUUUCUUGAAAUCUCCUGUUACCAAGGUUUCCUGUGGUUGGAAGCAUACAGCAGCUAUUUCUGAAGGAAAUAUUUUCACAUGGGGUUGGGGUGGUUCACAUGGAACGUUUUCUGAAGAUGGACAUUCUUCUGGUGGACAAUUGGGUCAUGGAAGUGAUGUCGACUACAUUAAACCUACAAUGGUUAUGUUUGAAGGGAAUGUGAAAGCAUUACAAAUUUCGUGCGGGUUUAAUCACACAGGUGCUAUUCUUGAAUGCACCUAAGCUUUGGCUUCCUUAAUUUCAGCUAUUCAUUGCCCAGAAACGGUUCAGACUUUUGCUAUUGCCAAUCACAUUCAUUCAUUCAUUGUGUCACAUCAUCUUUGUCAUUCAUCACCAAAUUAGUAACUAUACAUGUUUAUACCCAUCCUAAGGAAUCUAGAAUGGUGCAUCAUUCUUGAUUGAGGGCUAUGUAAUAUACAAGAUACCAGAAUAAUUUUCACAAAUCCAGUAUAUACAAGUACGUACGACAAAGGUCUCAACCAAUACAAAGCAUGUAGUGUCAUUGAUGUCAGAAUAACAGAAUGUAAUGUAUCCAAAAAAUAAUUAUUCACUACUGUGAGUACUUUAUGCAAUCAUUUGACAAUGUAAUUUUUGUACGAGAAUUUGCUAUGUACAAUUAUUUAAGAGAAAAUAUGUGUAUAUGAUACUUUGACAAUUAAGGAUUCACAGCUAUGACUUGAAAGAUGCCAAGAUUUCAAGUAAUUGACUCAA